AUGUUUUGGUUGAAUUCUUUUACUACUUUACUACCUUUAUUAAAUACAGAUAUCUUUGUGAAUAAGCUCUUAUCACUUCCACAAGUCAAAUGCAGAGAUACAAGCUUGCUCUCAUCGAAACUUGACACGAUAAGACAAGAUGAACAAACAGAGUUACUGAUCUUAUCGGAUUUUGAUUACACAUUUUCUAAAGCUUAUGAUUUACAUGGAAAUCCCUUAUUAUCAACUAUCGGUGUUAUUGACAAUUUCUUACCCAAAGAUCUCAGUACUGAGCUGUCAAAUCUUUGGGCAAAUUGUUUGAUCAUUGAAACAAAUCCUAGUAUGAGCUAUGAAGAGAAAGCUUCUUUCAUGGAAAAAUGCUGGACCGACGCUCAUAGAAUCAUACUAUCUGCAGGAAUCACAAAAAGUCAAAUCAAGGAAUGGUCAUUGAUGUCCAAAAUUGAACUGAGAGAUGGCGUCAAUGAAAUAGCUAAUCAUUUGCUAAAAGAAGAGAUUCCACUCAUUUUAUUUUCUGCCGGAGUUACGGAUAUAGUAGAAAUUAUUUUAGGCCGAGAAUUGGGACAGUCGACAAACCACAUUCAAGUGAUUUCAAAUGCGCUGAAGUACGACAAAACAGAAAGGGCAAUUGGCUUUGCAGAACCAUUGAUACAUUGUUUUAACAAAAAUGUAUCAACAAUUGAACAAGAGACGUUUUCACGGACAAAAACUAUUCUUUCUCGAAAAAAUGUUCUUUUGAUGGGAGAUAGUCUGGGUGAUUUGUACAUGGGAAAAGAAAGAGAGAAAUCACAAGGAGUCACACUGAAAAUCGGAUUCCUCAACUCACAUAACAACGAUACAUUGAUCGAAUAUCUGAAUGGGUAUGAUAUUGUCUUGAUUGAUGAUCAAACAAUGCAAGUACCUGGUUUGAUACUCGAAUUUCUCUCAUUGCAA
Molecule: messenger RNA, 930 nt
Organism: Mesorhabditis belari
Lineage: Eukaryota; Metazoa; Nematoda; Chromadorea; Rhabditida; Rhabditidae
Source: the annotation of a GenBank genome assembly